This is a messenger RNA of Rotaria sp. Silwood1, 1314 nucleotides long. The record is from the annotation of a GenBank genome assembly. NCBI's taxonomy places the organism in Eukaryota, Metazoa, Rotifera, Eurotatoria, Philodinida, Philodinidae.
AUGUCUACUCAAGUACUGCCACGAAAAGCUCAAGAGGAUGAUCAUCUUUCUCCUCGACAAAGAAAAGCUGCAACAGCUGAUUGUUUCAGUCCACCAAGACGACAUGAUACUUCUUCUUGUCGAAAACGACAUCCAAGAGAUGAUAAUAGUUCAACUCCUCCAACACAUCGAGAUAAACAUUCACCUUCUCAUCGACGAAAUGAUCGACAAGAAUCAUUAUCAUCAUCUACACAUCGUCGUCAACCAAAAGAAAAAAAACCAUCAUCAUCGUCAACAUAUCGUCGAUCAGAACGCGAAUCAUCUCCACCACCUUCUCAACCGGCUAAAUCAGAACGACGAUGCCUAGCUGAACAUCAAGAAAAAAUAGCUGAACGAUAUGCACAAUGGGGUUGUGGUUUAGCUCAAGUUCGACAAUCAGAAGAUGUUCUCAAAGAUUAUUUAGAACAAGCUGAAAAACCAUUGACACGUUAUCGAGAUGAUAAAGAUCUUGACACUAUGCUUAAACAAAAAGAACGUCAAGAUGAUCCAAUGCUCAAGUAUCUUUCCAAUAAAACAUCUGAUGUUUCCGAUCGAUCAAAUACUCGCAAUAAUUCUCCAGUUAAACCUCGUUAUAGAGGUCGUGAUCCUCAAACGAACAGAUUCCAUAUAUGGCCUGGAUAUCGAUGGGAUGGUCUUGAUCGAUCAAAUGGCUUUGAAAAGAAAUUAUUUGCAUCGAUUGCUGAUCAAUAUGUUCAAGCUCAACAACAACAACAAUCUCAAUCACGAAGACCAUCACCACCAUUUCAUUUAUUAAAUCAUUAUCCAUUUGAACCACUAUCAACUAGUAGUGCAAAUCUUUUGGAUUAUUGGGUGAUUUUGUUAACAGAUAUUUCAUUAGCUGAAACAGCUCUAAAUAAAGUAGCUUCAUUUUCUGGUGAUACACAUGAUGGUGAAAUUCUUCCACUUACUGAACAACAAUUUAGUACAUUUCGUUUAGAUUGUCAACCAAUAUUAGCUGAUAUCUAUCAAAUUUAUACAAGUUCACCAAAAGAAUCACAUGCAGCAAUAACAACAGAAACACAUCUUCCUACAUCAAUUACAAAUCCACUGUCUGAACCAUCACCACAGUUUUAUUUUUACUUUAAUAUAAAAAAAUUGGGUAGUAGAGAUAAACUUCGAAAAGUAGCUGAUGAUAAUCGAGAAUCUCAAUAUGAUUAUGUAUUUGCUGUUUCAGUCGUUACAGAUAAUCAUAUGGCUCGUUCGGCAAUUAAUCAAUUUAUUCGAGUUGGUCAUCAAGAAUUACUUGAUGAAAUUAUUCGUUUCGAAAUGAUUUAG